AUGCCUUGGAUAAGUCCGUUGGCCCGGAUUAGGGAUGCUUGGAAUGGUCAAAAGGCACGGGAUAAGGAUUUACGCAACUUGGUGUCCAACUUGCCUUAUGAAGGACUGCACAAAUGGAAGCAACCAAACCGGCACUUCCCCAGCAAUGGCAUCAAGACAACCAAAUACACCAUUCUCUUCUUCUUACCCAUGAAUCUCUAUGAGCAGUUCCAUCGUCUGGCAAACUUGUAUUUUGUCGGUUUGGCUAUUUUGAACUUUGUGCCUGUGGUGCAAGCUUUCCAGCCCGAAGUAGCCAUGAUCCCUAUUUGUGUGAUUCUGGCUCUGACGGCCAUUAAAGAUGCUUGUGAGGACUUCAGGAGGUACCUGUCGGACAAGAGGCUCAACGGGAUGCCAUGUUUGGUGUACAGCAGGAAAGACAAGUGUUUUGUUGAGAAGCGUUGGCGGGAUGUUUGCGUGGGGGACUUUGUGAAGGUUGAGUCCAAUGACAUCAUCCCAGCAGACCUCCUGCUCUUGCACACGUCAGAUCCAGACGCAGUGUGUCACAUCGAGACGGCCAACCUGGACGGAGAGACCAACCUGAAGCAGAGGCGAGCCGUGCCUGGGGUCUGCAUCACAAAUCCUGAAUUUGAACCUGAAUCUUUUACUGGCAUUGUAGUCUGUGAGAAACCCAACGACAAUCUCAAUCACUUCAAAUGCUACGUUGAGAAGUUGGAUAAGGAAAAAGUCGGAGCUGGAAUUUCCAAUCUGCUGCUGAGAGGCUGCACUAUGAGGAACACAGACUUUGCGAUUGGCUUUGUUGUGUAUGCAGGCCGGGAAACUAAAGCAAUGCUCAACAACAAUGGACCGCGAUACAAGCGCAGCAGACUGGAGCGGAGACUUAACAUUGACGUGAUUUUCUGCAUCAUUCUGCUCUUCACAAUGUGCAUCAUAGGAUCUCUAGGACAUUACUUAUGGCUGGAUUCGAUGUCCAGUGUGCCCCUUUACUUGGUCCUCGGUAGUGCCCUGGACAAUCCCAGCCAGUCCAGUUUCUACAAGUUCUUCAGCAUGCUCAUACUGUUACAGGUUUUGAUUCCCAUUUCCCUCUAUGUGUCCAUUGAGAUGGUGAAGAUUGCUCAGAUUUAUUUCAUCACAAAUGACCUAGAUUUGUACGAUGAAGAAACAGACACUUCAAUACAGUGCAAGGCCCUGAACAUCACAGAGGACCUGGGACAGAUCCAGUACAUCUUUUCAGACAAGACCGGCACACUCACCGAAAACAAGAUGGUGUUUCGCCGGUGUUCUAUAAUGGGAACAGAGUAUUCCCAUAAAGAAAAUGGUGUUCGUUUAUCUGCUGUAAACAAGCCUGAGGAGGAUGAAGAUGUCCUCUUCAGCCAAUCCUUUCUAUCCAGUAAACCAGGCUGGUCUCUGGACUCCGAGGACUCCGAAGUCUCCAAUUCUCAGGAAAAGAAAAGUGACCAAAGGCACAGAAGCAAAGACCAUGCCAAAAGUGAUGCCGCCUUCAGCAGCCCACUGGAAACUGAGGUCAUCCCAGACCAGAAGCUCCUUCAGCGGAUCAAGGAGACAGAGAGGAUAGAUGCCUACCUGGACUUUUUUCUGGCUCUCGCCAUUUGCAACACUGUGAUGGUUUCCAUGGCAACAGCAAAGAGACCGAGGAACCCUCAUUUUGUACAAAACCGCAAGUCUAAUCCAUUGGACACUUUGUCCAGUUUGGUGAAAAAAGCUGGUUCAAUCCGGGAGACUCUGAGUUCAUGGACUCGCCCAAGAGCCCAUACCUCUUCAGACAUAAUCCUGACUGCACAAGAUCAGUCUAGAGACCCCACUGAGGGACAGACAUGUUCCCUCCACGUCCCACCACAGGGCCCUACUCCAGCCGUGUCUCUUAAUCAGCUCUGCUAUGAGGCCGAGAGUCCAGACGAGGCUGCUUUGGUGCAUGCAGCUAAGGCAUAUGGCUUCAUCCUUCUGUCCCGGACUCCUGACAGCGUCACCGUGGGCCUCCCGUCUGAAGCACGCCUCAGCUUUCAGGUGCUGGACACUUUGGCCUUUGACUCGAACAGGAAGAGGAUGUCAGUAUUGGUAAGACACCCCAUCUCCAGGGAGUACAUCCUCUACACUAAAGGAGCAGACUAUGCCAUCAUGGAGCUUCUUGGCACGCCUUGUGAUGAAAAGUUGCAGAAGGCUAUAGCAUCUGAGACUCAGCAGCAUUUAGACUGCUAUGCUAAAGAGGGCCUGCGCACACUCUGCAUCACCAAAAAGGUGCUGAGUGACAGCGAGUAUGAGAGCUGGGCAGUGACGAGGCAACACGCUCUGGCUGCGAUGGACGACAGAGAGCAGCUCAUCAUGGAAUCAGCUGUACAAAUAGAGACCAACCUUUGCCUGUUGGGGGCGACAGGUGUGGAGGACCGUCUUCAGGACAGCGUCCCAGACACUAUCAUGGCUCUGCGGGAGGCAGGCAUCCGAGUGUGGGUUCUGACGGGAGACAAGCCUGAGACAGCGGUCAACAUCGGCUAUGCCUGCAGGCUGCUGGAGCAGGACGACCUGGUCAUUAAUAUGAGCUGCAAGAACCAGGUCACGUGCACCUCCAUCCUGGACUGUACUCUGGAGGAGGUCAGGAGGUACAGCAAUAACCCCCUUAACGUGGACACAACGCCGGACAUUUCUCUGGUGAUCGACGGCCAGACCCUGACCAUGGCGAUGUCUCCGGACUUACGGGAACGCUUUAUAGAUCUGGUGAAACACUGCCGCUCAGUGCUGUGCUGCAGGGUCACUCCGCUCCAGAAGAGUGACGUGGUGAAGCUGAUCAGAGACAAGCUCCAGGUCAUGGCGCUCGCAGUGGGUGACGGAGCCAACGACGUCAACAUGAUCCAAGCUGCUGACAUCGGAGUGGGAGUGUCGGGCCAAGAGGGGAUGCAGGCGGUCAUGGCCAGUGACUUUGCUAUUUCUCGCUUCAAGCAUUUAAAAAAACUUCUCCUAGUUCACGGACACUGGUGCUACAGCCGACUAGCCAACAUGAUCAUUUAUUUUUUCUACAAAAAUGCGGCAAAUGUCAACUUGCUCUUUUGGUUCCAGUUCUUCUGUGGCUUCACCGCUAAUGCAAUGAUUGACCACUGGCUGAUGAUUUUCUUUAAUCUUUUCUUCACCUCUGUCCCUCCCGUAAUGUUUGGCAUUAUGGACAAAGAUUUGUCUGCAGAGAUGCUGCUGGGUCUUCCUGAACUAUACAGAACAGGACAAGGCAAAGGGACAAUCGUGCAUGCAGCCAUCAUUUUGGGAAGUGUAGCUUUGUACUUCACUGUGACACUGGCUUAUGGUGCCAUGUACCUAAACAACAGUGGCUACUGGAAUCUGCAAGCCCAAAUGGCAGACCCCAUGUUCUACCUGGUUUGUUUCAUCUCUACUGUUGUAGCGCUACUGCCCAGGUACCUGUUCCACGUGCUGAAGAACUCUAUCGCCCCCUCCCCGAUUGGUCAGGCCCGGCGUUUGGACACACUGGAGCCCUCCAUACGAGACCAAUGGAUUAAGGAGUGGAGGAGCUUCAGGGGUGGGGUGCAAGACAAAACCUCGGAUGUGCCAAUCCCACCCUCUCCGUCUCUGGAGAGUCUUGAUGAUGACUCUAUUAUGGAGGAUGACUUCACUCUUAACGUGGUGACAGAGAAGCAACAGAGACCUGCGAAUCUAUGA
Knipowitschia caucasica is the source of this 3675-nucleotide messenger RNA. The record is from the annotation of a GenBank genome assembly. NCBI's taxonomy places the organism in Eukaryota, Metazoa, Chordata, Actinopteri, Gobiiformes, Gobiidae.